Messenger RNA from Procambarus clarkii (red swamp crayfish), 3161 nucleotides. It is a transcript of the gene Hgsnat, whose product is annotated as Heparan-alpha-glucosaminide N-acetyltransferase. The record is from RefSeq and is a predicted model, not a curated record. NCBI's taxonomy places the organism in Eukaryota, Metazoa, Arthropoda, Malacostraca, Decapoda, Cambaridae.
GAGGGUUGGCCUGGUGAAGGUGCAGGGGAAGGAGGCUGCUGUGCUCGGGCAGAUAAGUCAGUAUUGGUCAGGCUGUGGCAGUGAAAGCUUCUACACCUCCUCCUGAACCAGGCUGGUGGUCAGGUACCACAGUGUGACGGGCUCUCUCACACCACACUGUGUACUCACCUGGUGACUACACACAGUACUCACACAGUAGUGUGUCCCUCCCUCUCUUGUAACUCCCGGUUAUUAAUUGCAUUAUAGUGAAAGCUUGCACAUUAAAACUCCAGAAAAAUUAAGAAAUUAAACCUGUUUGCGGGAAGAAGGAGAGAGUGUGAGGAAGGGGGCGCUGGGCUGGUCACUCACAACCCCUGAACGACCCUCAUCCUGUGAGGAAGGCGGCGCUGGGCCAGUCACUCUCACUACCCCUGCCCCACCCUCAUACUGUCAAGAAGCCUUCUUCAAUACUAAAGGGCCACAUAAAGGAUGGGGUCGGCGUUCUUGGAGGACCCGGGCGUGGACGAGUUCCUGGGGCUGUCGCUGACGGCGCUGGAGGUGGACGAGGCGUACGUGCAGGUGGUGUCCCACUACGACGCCAGCCUCGCCCUCUACACCCUCAACCAUGAGUGUUAUGGGUGCCCGCUGGAGAAGGAAGGCGUGGUGGCGCCCGGGACCACUGUUAACCUGACACUGGCCACCGACCAUCCCUGGACCUUCCUCCUCAACACUGACGGCUCUCAUGAUUACAUCCUUCCAGAGGACAAGUCCGGGGUGUGCGUGGUGGAGGGCGCCAAGCUGGGAGAGUUCGGGGUGUACCAGCUCAAUGUGUCGCAGGACGCCAACUGUACCUUCACCAGCCUCAAGGAGCCAGUCUUCCAGUACGGAGCCAUCGUGAUCGCUGUGGCGGUGUACACAGCUGUGGCGCUGCUGGCAGCUGCCGCCCCCGCCCUCUACCGCUGGAUGGCCAGGCGCUACGCCCAGGCCAGGGACGACGGCUCCCAGGUGGAGCUACAGAUGGCAGGGAGCACCACUACACCUACACCUGAGGGCGGGAAGACACCCGCUACCAACACCCCGCCGGCCAAGCCCAGACUUAAGUCCCUGGAUACCUUCAGAGGGAUGGCCAUUGUGGUGAUGAUCUUCGUCAACUAUGGAGCAGGGAGCUACUGGUUCCUAGAGCACGCUACCUGGAACGGUCUCCAGGUGGCAGACCUGGUGUUUCCCUGGUUCAUGUGGAUCAUGGGAGUGUGUAUACCGAUGGGACUCCGCUCCGCCCUCCGCCGCAAGACGCCCAAGCAUAAGAUAUUCUUCAGAAUACUGAAGCGUUCCAUCAAACUGUUCGUGUUGGGCAUCAUCCUCAACUCCCUGGGCGGGUGGAUCAUGCUGGACCAGUACCGGGUACCAGGCGUCCUCCAGCGCUUCGCCUUCACCUACCUGGUCACUGCCGGCGUGGCCCUGGCCCUCUCCCCUGACCAGCCCCCUCAGUACCAGAGUGACGUGGGCAUCGCCAUGGCGGACGUGCUCCAGAUCUUGCCCCAGUGGGUGGUGCACCUGGUGAUCCUCGCCGUCCACACCCUCGUCACCUUCCUCCUCCCCGUCCCAGGCUGUCCCACGGGUUACCUGGGACCUGGAGGUGUGGCGCUGCUACAGAAUGGGACGCCGUCGCCUGAGUGUGUGGGGGGCGCCACAGGAGAGGUGGACCGCUGGCUCCUCACCACCCAGCACAUAUACCAGAACCCCACAGCCAAGUUGGUCUAUAAGACUGCGGCCUUCGAUCCAGAGGGAGUCCUGGGGUCGCUGACGUCCAUCUUCCAGGUGUUCCUGGGGCUGCAGGCCGGGAUGGUGGUGCAGACUCACCACACCCACAGGGGACGCCUGGGGCGCUGGGUGGCCUGGGGACUCCUGCUGGGGGCUGUGGGCGCCGGUCUCUGCGCCGCCUCCAUCAACGAUGGUGUCAUCCCCGUCAACAAGAACUUGUGGUCGCUCUCCUUCGUCAUGGUCACCUCCUGCUUCGCCUGCUUCCUGCUGGCACUCUGCUACCUGUUGGUUGACGUCUGGGGUGUGUGGAGCGGCGCCCCCUUCUACCAGGCAGGAAUGAACAGCAUAUUCCUGUACGUCGGACACAACGUAACGUAUAACGUAUUCCCUUGGCACUACGCUGUGGGUCGCAUGAACACCCACCUGGCCAUACUGACGGAGACCCUGUGGGGUACCACACUCUGGGUCCUCACUGCACUCUAUCUACACCACAAGGGCAAGUUCUACACCGUGUGAACUGUGAUGCACCAUCAACUUCUCCCCAAUGGUCACCACCAACCGUCGUCAUCUCCCUAGUGGUCACCACCACCAACUCUCAAACCCGAGUUACUCAACAAAUUUAUUCAAACUUUCAGUAGGAAAGAUGAGCUUAAUAUUAAUAGCACAUAACUGAUUGUAAAUAUUUGGUGUAUAAGGUUUGUUUACAUGUUGUAGUAGGUGUUGACAUGUGUUAGCAUGGCAACACUAAGCUGUAAUGGUAGAUGAUGACAUGUGUUAGCAUGGCAACACAAAGCUGUCAGCACCGCAGUGCAGCUCCGGCGGUCACAUAACUUGCCAACAAUCCCACCUAUGCGCCUGAAAUGAGUAUUUAUUGGCAACUAUCUGCUCCUAAGUACCAAUAUGUAGUGAUGAACAAGCACAAAGUUAACAUUUUGUACUUUAAAUUUUAUAUACGAGAAAUAACGGUUAAAAUCAAACUUAAACAUUCAUAGACCUAGUAUAGCACACAUAAGUACUAAGAUAGUAUUAGGCCUAAGAUUGCAAGGACAAAUUAGGUUAGGUGAUUUAGUUUGAUUUUGUAUUGAAGAGAAUGUAAUUUGGGCUAAUUCAGUACUACUAAACGUGAACAUGUUGGAGUCCAACACUACGUAUUGGUACUUAGGCCUAAAUCCAUGCUGUAGGCAGUCAUUUUUGAAGGAUGGGCCGUAUAAAUUAUGUACAUCCAGGAAACGAAUUAACUAAACUACUGUAUAUUGUAUGUUCAAUUUCAGAAUUAAUCCAGCUCUCUGUAGUAGUUUGUAGUCUUUGAAAAUUCUAAAUCUAAACCCAUUACAUGUUGGCUCUAUUCCUGCAGUUGUGGUUAAGCCACCAAUGCUGCUGUAUCAUGUUCUGUAUACUUUAAAUAAACAUUAUUAUUAUUA